CUCUCGUUAUAUAUAACUAAUUCACAUUUGUGGUCUUCAUAUUUUCUAGCUCACCUCACUACAGCAGUCACAGCGCCCUCACCUUCAUUCCUUCGAGAGCUGUCCCCCUUUUUGAGGUCCUCCCCGCCAAAAUAUACUCGAGAUGACACGUGCCCAGCAAUCUCUCUCUAUCAUUCUCCUUUUGACAUCACUCUACCUCGCCCUCUAUCUCGGUCUCGUUCCCAUGAAUGGCGUAAUCCAAGAGCAAAUCAUUCCAUAUCUUCCCGCAUACACAAUCAUGGCGUUCGGCUCGUACCUACUCUUCCGACUCGGCUGGGGGAUGUUUACCUUCAACGACGUUCCGGCCGCUCAUAAAUCGUUGCAAGCAGAGAUUACCACCGCGAAAGCUCAACUCCGAGCAGCAAAAGUACAAGUUGAUUAAACAGGGUCUUCAUCUGCUAUGCUUUUGAGGAAAGGGGUCGAUGCAUUUAAUGGGGACUGAGACAUGAGGGAUCGGUUUGAAUAUUUAAUAUUGUAAAUUUAUUCGGAUUACGACGGAGUCGACAGCAUUGGCUUUUUAUUUUUAUUUUUAUUUUUUGUCCCCAUUUAUUCGCUGGCUUUCAUGAAUUUUAUUCUACCCCCCAAUGGGAGGGCUCUUUUAUGGAUGGCGAGUUGGUGAUUCCUCUCCACAAUGCCCACUCUUACUGGCCUGGAUGGGCUAUUUCACAACAUCAUACUUCCUAGUGCUGUGUUCAUGCAGCCAUGAAACAGGGACCGGUGCGUCGCUAAACCUGGUGAGAAACAUGCGAUGAAAACCGAUCUAGCAAUGCUGCAGCCUUGACUGAGAUACAGCAUAUGUUUGUGGCAUACCAAUAACAUCAAGAUCAGAAAUACCUUGUUUCU
Messenger RNA from Coccidioides posadasii C735 delta SOWgp, 882 nucleotides. RefSeq lists its product as uncharacterized. Gene Ontology annotation, cellular component: endoplasmic reticulum membrane; dolichol-phosphate-mannose synthase complex. The record is from RefSeq and is a predicted model, not a curated record. NCBI's taxonomy places the organism in Eukaryota, Fungi, Ascomycota, Eurotiomycetes, Onygenales, Onygenaceae. Gene Ontology annotation, biological process: GPI anchor biosynthetic process.